AUGCAGAACUCAGAGAGUGGAUCGGAUUCUCCGGCUUCCGUGGCUUUGUGUUCGUCGGCGGCUGCCCAGGCACCUGUGGCCCAGCCAGUGACAGCCUCCCCGCAGAGGGUGUUGGUCCAGGCAGCGGGCUCAGCUGCCAAAGGGGCCCAGAUGCAGCCACUCUCCCUCCCCAGAGUCCAGCAGGUGCCACAGCAGGUCCAGCCGGUGCAGCACGUGUACCCACCCCAGGUGCAGUACGUGGAGGGCGGGGACGCCGUCUUCACCAACGGAGCCUUGCGGACGGCCUACGCCUACAACCCCGAGCCUCAGAUGUACGCCCCCAGCAGCGCCGCAUCCUACUUUGAGGCCCCAGGCGGCGCCCAGGUGACCGUGGCAGGCUCCUCCCCGCCCGCAGUCCCCUCCCACAGCAUGGUGGGCAUCACCAUGGAUGUCGGUGGCAGCCCCAUCGUCUCCAGCGCGGGAGCCUACCUUAUCCACGGGGGGAUGGACGGCAGCAGGCACUCCCUGGCCCACACGUCCCGCUCGUCGCCGGCUACGCUUGAAAUGGCGAUUGAAAACCUCCAAAAAAGCGAAGGGAUCACCUCUCACAAAAGCGGUUUACUCAACAGCCAUCUGCAGUGGCUCCUGGACAAUUACGAGACCGCGGAGGGCGUGAGUCUCCCCAGAAGUUCACUCUACAACCACUACCUGCGGCACUGUCAGGAGCACAAGCUGGACCCAGUGAACGCCGCCUCCUUUGGGAAGCUAAUCCGCUCCGUGUUCAUGGGCCUGCGGACUCGGCGGCUGGGCACCAGGGGCAACUCCAAGUACCAUUACUACGGGAUCCGCCUGAAGCCAGACUCGCCCCUGAACCGGCUGCAGGAGGAUACGCAGUACAUGGCCAUGCGGCAGCAGCCGGUGCAUCAGAAGCCUAGGUACCGGCCAGCCCAGAAGACGGACAGCCUUGGGGAGAGCGGCUCGCAUGGCAGCCUGCACAGCACGCCUGAGCAGGCCAUGGCUGCCCAGAGCCAGCACCACCAGCAGUACAUCGAUGUGUCCCACGUCUUCCCCGAGUUCCCGGCUCCCGACCUGGGCAGCGUCCUGCUGCAGGAGAGCAUCACGCUGCACGACGUCAAGGCCCUCCAGCUGGCUUACCGGCGGCACUGCGAGGCCACUUUAGACGUCGUCAUGAACCUCCAGUUCCACUACAUUGAGAAGCUGUGGCUCUCCUUCUGGAAUUCUAAGUCCUCUAGCGAUGGUCCCACCUCUCUACCCGCCAGUGACGAGGAGCCAGAAGGCGCCGUCCUCCCCAAGGACAAGCUGGUGUCUCUGUGCAAGUGCGACCCUGUCCUCCGGUGGAUGAGGACCUGCGACCACAUCCUGUACCAGGCGCUGGUGGAGAUCCUCAUCCCGGACGUGCUGCGGCCCGUGCCUAGUACCCUGACACAAGCCAUCCGCAACUUUGCCAAGAGCUUGGAAGGCUGGUUGACCAAUGCCAUGAGUGACUUCCCACAGCAGGUCAUCCAGACCAAGGUCGGUGUGGUGAGUGCCUUUGCGCAGACCCUGCGGAGGUACACGUCCCUCAACCACCUGGCGCAGGCGGCCCGGGCAGUGCUGCAGAACACCUCCCAGAUCAACCAGAUGCUCAGCGACCUCAACCGCGUGGACUUCGCCAAUGUGCAGGAGCAGGCCUCGUGGGUGUGCCAGUGCGAGGAGGGUAUGGUACAGCGGCUGGAGCAGGACUUCAAGCUGACCCUGCAGCAGCAGAGCUCCCUGGACCAGUGGGCCAGCUGGCUAGACAGUGUGGUCACCCAGGUCCUGAAGCAGCACGCGGGCAGCCCCAGCUUCCCCAAGGCCGCCCGGCAGUUCCUGCUGAAAUGGUCCUUUUACAGCUCCAUGGUGAUCCGAGACCUGACCCUGCGCAGCGCCGCCAGCUUCGGCUCCUUCCACCUCAUCCGGCUGCUCUACGACGAGUACAUGUUCUACCUGGUGGAGCACCGGGUCGCCGAGGCUACUGGAGAGACACCCAUUGCUGUGAUGGGAGAGUUCAACGACCUGGCCUCCCUGUCGCUGACACUGCUGGACAAAGAUGACAUCAGCGAGGCCCACUCGGAGAGCCGAGGACGGGGCGAGCCCCUGGUGAAGCGGGAGCGCAGCGACCCCAACCACCCCCUGCAGGGCGUCUAG
Rangifer tarandus platyrhynchus (Svalbard reindeer) is the source of this 2166-nucleotide messenger RNA. The record is from the annotation of a GenBank genome assembly. Lineage: Eukaryota; Metazoa; Chordata; Mammalia; Artiodactyla; Cervidae.